Rotaria sp. Silwood2 is the source of this 1035-nucleotide messenger RNA. Lineage: Eukaryota; Metazoa; Rotifera; Eurotatoria; Philodinida; Philodinidae. The record is from the annotation of a GenBank genome assembly.
AUGCAAAGGGUUGUCGACUUUGCUCGUCCAGGUGUCGCUUUUACAACCGUACAGCAUGCUUUUCGACGAGUUACACAUCCUAUGCAAUUAAAGCGAUUUCGAGAAUAUGUUGCAAAUAACGGAAACCGUCGGCAAAAAUUGGAGCGUGUAGAGCAUUUUGUACUUGAUAGAUUUCGCUCUGCUCGUAAUAACAAUUUACCUGUGCACGAUCUUGACGUGAAGCGGUGGGCUCUAUCCCAAGCAAAAAUAGAAAAUAUAGAUGACUUUAAAGCAAGUGACUAUUGGCUUCUCAAUUUCAAAAAACGCAACGGUAUAUCUUCCAGAAAGGUGACAAAAUUAGUUUCUCAUCUGGAAGUUGUUGAUAAAUCUAUAAUUAAACAGACUGUUGAUGAUUUUGUCGCUGAAGCAACCAAACAUAUACCAAAAUAUAAGUUUGAUUUUGUACUAAAUGCCGAUCAAUCCAGUUUUAAUUACGAAAUAGCUUCGAACCGUGCACUAUCUUAUGCAGGAAAGAAAGCGACUUAUCUAUCAGUUAAAUCUUUGAAUGCUAUAAGCCAUUCCUAUACAGUUAUGCCGAUCAUUAGUGCUGCUGGUCAGUUGCUCAGUCCUGUUUUUAUUUGUCUUCAGGAACCCACGAGUCGGUUUCAAAUUACAAGAGCGGUCUUUUCAGCAUCAAAUAUAGUAACUAGUUGCAGUACAUCUGGGAAAUUAAAUAAAUCCUUAGCGGAAUACUGGAUUAAAGAAGUUCUCGAUAAAGUAGUCAGCAAUCGAUUCCUUCUUGUGGUAGAUCAAUGGUCACCGCAGGCUGACAUUACUGCAUAUGAGAAUAACCUGACAAAAGGACAGUCAUGUAAAUUAUUAGUGAUACCUAGAAGAGCAACAUCAACUAAACAACCGUGUGAUCCUUAUUUUUGCCGACAAUGGAAAGUGUUAACAAAAGGAAUAUAUCAUCGUGUAUCUCUAGAUGAAUUAGAUGUUGACUUACGAAGUCGUGACGCUAUAAUCAAACUACAAAUCUGGUUCAUAAUCAACUGA